AGACGUGUUGCCCCGUCAGCCAAUUAUCUAUCCAUGGCAGCAGCCAAGCCACAUUUCUGCCUUGAGCCUUGAAUUGAAGCCAUUCAUUUCAUUUCGCAUCAAACAAAACCAACCCCACUUCAACCCUUCAACCCUUCAACCCCUUCCUUUCUUGUCAAAUCAAAGCUGCCUCUGACAAAAACACAUGUGAUGAACAAAGAAUCACAAUUCAUAAUCACAAGCCUCUUUUGAGCCUUUUCCCUUCCCUUUCCUCUUCUGCACUUGUUCUUCGCACCUCUCUGAAUACACUAAACGACAAAACCCACCGAGAUCAUCCUCUCUCUCUCUCUCUCUCUCUCUCUCUCUCUCUCUCAUCAGUCGGUCGGUGUUUUUUUUAGUGGCCGAAUUGAAAGCCACCGUUUAAUAUCACGCUUCACUCACUUGUCACACGCAGUCCUAAAAUCUCUCUUCUAUAAUGGCGUUCAUCUUCACACGCGUCUCUUAGAGAGGGCUCAGCCCAGUACAAAACCAAAUGCAUAAGCCUUGCUCUCGAAGUAUCCUCUAUUACCAUUAGCAUUACUUGCCCACAAAGCGAAAUACAGCCAAAGACCCACACUAUACAUUCCACCUUUGAAAUCCCAGCUCCUAUUUAAACAUUCCCUUCUCUCUGUUCUCUUCUUCCUUGUCUUAAAAUCCCACACAACCAACCCACCUUCCCUGUUUUGGCCUUUUCUUUUCUAUGACUAACAGGUCCGACAGCGGCUCAAUAUCAAACAUAUUCGGGGCAUUCUUUGAAGCCUGGCUGGUUCGCCAAGAACAUUUCUUAGACGAACUUCUCUCGGCCCAACAACGAAUCAAUGAAGCCCGAGACGAAGACCUCAGAGAUUUGGUGUAUCGGGUUCUUCUUCAUUAUCAGCAGUACUAUGACGAAAAAUCGAGGAUUGCCCAGCGCGAUGUUUUCCUAGUGUUUUCUCCCCCGUGGUUCACUUCGUUCGAAAGGUCCCUGCUUUGGAUAGCCGGGUACAAACCGGGUCUCGCAUUCCGGCUCCUGACCGAGUCGGUGCCCGAUUUGUGCGACGGGCAGCGGGUCAGGAUGGCCCGGCUGAUGGAGGAGACCCGGGUGGAGGAGCGCGCGCUUAACGACAAGCUGGCGAAGAUUCACGAGAGCGUGGCAGCGCCGCCGCUGGUGGAUGUGGCGCGGCGGUACGGGAGGUUCGCGAACGGCGAGAUCGUGGAGGAGGACGUGGCGAUCGAUGAGUUGCAAUCGGCAUUGGAGUCUGUGCUGGCGAAUUCGAACUUGCUGAGAACCACGAUGGCCACAAAGCUGGUGGAUAUGCUGAGCUCGGCUCAGGCGGUGAGGUUUUUGGGGGCGGUGGCGCAGUUUCAGCUGAAAAUUAGGAGUUUGGGUUUGGAGCGAGACGCCAACAAACAGAGGGAAUUGAAUGGCGGUGGUGGUGGUAAGAGUCCAAUUGGUAAUUGAUAAAAAAAGGAAAGGGAAAGUGUAUCGUUAAUUAGGAAAUGGAGUUUGUUAUUUUUGAAGAAAAAGUAAUGGUGGGUUAGUUAGUACCAUUGCAAGCUUCGAUGAAAAAUUGUUUAAGGUGAGGCUUAAUGUUGCUUAAUUUAUCUAAAUGGAAUAUAAUCAUGGUGAUUUCGAGUUGAAUUAUGUA
Molecule: messenger RNA, 1646 nt
Organism: Prunus mume (Japanese apricot)
Lineage: Eukaryota; Viridiplantae; Streptophyta; Magnoliopsida; Rosales; Rosaceae
Product: protein ZW2-like
Biological process (GO): DNA-templated transcription
Molecular function (GO): sequence-specific DNA binding
Source: RefSeq, a predicted model, not a curated record